AUCUACCAUCUCCAUUCUAUUGCUUGGAUUUCUUUCUCUCUCUAUAUCUAUUGUGAAAUCGUCUAGCAUCAAUCUUGUUACUACCGUCAACACAAUCCACCGCCAACAUGUCCCUCCGCAUCGCCCCCCCCUCAACAGCCCCCAACAGCACCUCAAACACCACAACCCGCCAAUCCAUCCCCAUCACCCUCCCGCACCCAUCCAAAGGCGCCCCCUCCGCCCCCGGCCUCCCCGACACCCUCCGCGACAACAUCACGCAGCAAGCCCCCACCGGACCCCCCUCCGCCCACGCCGACUCCGCAGCAACCACCUCCGCCCACCCGCUCGAAGCCCGCCUCCUCGCCUGGCGCCAGACCCAGCACGCCCUGAAGAUGGAGUCCCUGCGUCGCGCCUACGGCAUCGCCGAGCCCGUUCGCCGCGGCAUGGAGCUGAAGCUGGUCCGUGAUGGGACCUUCCGGCCGGCUGUGCUGGGCGGGGCCCGUGGCGGUGGUGGGAGCAGUGUGCAUGAGGAUAUCUUGGUGCUGGGUGGUAGGGAUGCGGAGAUUGGGUGGGAGGAUGUUUUCCAGGGAGACGAAUUCAGAGAACCGCCUACCUUCCACGACGAGAUGGAGAAGCGACUGCGUAUGGACUAGUGGUUGUUUCUUUUCUAUCUCUCUUAACUCGCUUGUUCGUCUUUUUCCGUUUAUGAUACUUGUUACUCCUGUUAGGUCACGAAAUUAGUCUUGACACUGGCGUCUCCGUGGUUGCUACUACUACUACUACAACAUACACACAUACUAUUCAGAUGCAAUCAAUAGAUUGUGGUUGAACCGGUUAUACGUAUAUCCUUACGGAAUAAGAGGGUCUUCUUACGGGAUGAGGAUCUCGUUAAGGGAAUGAGAUAUCCCUACUAGACCAUAUUAUACGACGCGGAUAUGUCUGGAUCUCACUGAUAUCAACAAUCAAACGUAUACAAUAUAUUGAUCAUAGUAGGUAGAUAGAUAGUAGCGCACAGAUAUGUCAACAUGCUCCCUUCAUCCCCCCGAGCAACAAAGAAGAAAGCAG
Messenger RNA from Aspergillus candidus, 1044 nucleotides. Its product is annotated as proteasome maturation protein. Bases 108 to 632 code for a protein of 174 amino acids. The record is from RefSeq and is a predicted model, not a curated record. Gene Ontology annotation, biological process: proteasome assembly. NCBI's taxonomy places the organism in Eukaryota, Fungi, Ascomycota, Eurotiomycetes, Eurotiales, Aspergillaceae. Gene Ontology annotation, cellular component: cytoplasm; nucleus. The transcript has 3 exons.